AUGACCCCACCAGACCCACCAGACCCACCAACAGACCCGCACCAGACCCGACCAGACCCCCACCAGACCCACCAACCAGACCCCACCAGACCCCACCAGACCCCGACCAUACCCCAACCACCCCCAUACCCCACCAGACCCCGACCAGACCCACCAGACCCCCCGAACAAACACCAACCACCAACCCCACCAGACCCACCAGCCCCCACCAGACCCACCAGACCGCACCAACCCAACAUACCCCCACCAGACCCAACGCACCAGACCCGCACCAGACCCCUAACCGAACCACACAUACCCCACCAUACCCAAGACCCCACCAGACCGCCACAGACCCCAAACCCACCAAGACCCCACCAUGACCCACCUAACCAGACCCGACCAGACCCCAACCAGACCCCACCAGACCCCACCAGACCCCGACCAGACCCCCACCAGACCCGCACCAGACCGCACCCAGACCGCACCAGACCCCCACCAACCCGCACCAGACCCGACCAGACCCACCAGACCCCCACCAGACCGCACCAGACCACACACCAGACCGCCCACAGACGCACCAGACCCCCACCAACCACCAGACCCCACCAGACCGCACCAGACCCCCACCAGGACCCCGACCAGACCCCACCAGACCCCCACACAGACCCGCACCAGACCCCACCAUACCGCACCAGACCCACCAACCUACCAGCACCAGACCCCACCCAGCCCACCAUACCCCCAGACUACCGACACCAGACAGACCCACCAUACCGACCCCACCAGACCCGCACCAGACCCCACCAACACCGUCACCAGACCCCAGACCCAGACCACCAAAACAAACGACCAGACCCCCAAGACCCACCAGACCCCCACCAGACCCCACAACCCAACAGACCCACCGCACCUACCUCAGACUACUAUGGGGUCUGUUUCUGGGUCCCGAUCAGACUAUGGGGUCUGUUUCUGGGUCCCGAUCAGACUAUGGGGUCUGUUUCUGGGUCCCGAUCAGACUAUGGGGUCUGUUUCUGGGUCCCGAUCAGACUAUGGGGUCUGUUACUGGGUCCCGAUCAGACUAUGGGGUCUACCUCUGGGUCCCGAUCAGACUAUGGGGUCUACCUCUGGGUCCCGAUCAGACUAUGGGGUCUACCUCUGGGUCCCGAUCAGACUAUGGGGUCUGUUUCUGGGUCCCGAUCAGACUAUGGGGUCUGUUUCUGGGUCCCGAUCAGACUAUGGGGUCUGUUACUGGGUCCUGAUCAGACUAUGGGGUCUACCUCUGGGUCCCGAUCAGACUAUGGGGUCUGUUUCUGGGUCCCGAUCAGACUAUGGGGUCUACCUCUGGGUCCCGAUCAGACUAUGGGGUCUGUUUCUGGGUCCUGA
Messenger RNA from Pecten maximus, 1365 nucleotides. Its product is annotated as extensin-like. The record is from RefSeq and is a predicted model, not a curated record. The transcript is spliced from 2 exons. Bases 1 to 1365 code for a protein of 454 amino acids. NCBI's taxonomy places the organism in Eukaryota, Metazoa, Mollusca, Bivalvia, Pectinida, Pectinidae.